Messenger RNA from Aspergillus aculeatinus CBS 121060, 2619 nucleotides. RefSeq names its product sterol homeostasis protein ARV1. The record is from RefSeq and is a predicted model, not a curated record. Gene Ontology annotation, biological process: intracellular sterol transport. Lineage: Eukaryota; Fungi; Ascomycota; Eurotiomycetes; Eurotiales; Aspergillaceae. Gene Ontology annotation, molecular function: oxidoreductase activity. The transcript is spliced from 7 exons. Bases 1 to 2607 code for a protein of 868 amino acids. Gene Ontology annotation, cellular component: cytoplasm.
AUGACCAGCCCAUUCCCAGCUGGAAAUAGCAUGUCCUCGUUCUGGCGGUCGGAGCCCGAUCCAUUGGACAAUCAUCGUUCCACCGACGCUCUACCCGAAACCUGCGACAUUGCCGUCAUCGGAGCUGGCUACGCCGGCGCAUCUACUGCUUAUCAUUGCUUGGAGCGUGCGACUGCCGGCGGAAAGAGGCAGCCGUCCAUCGUCAUUCUUGAAGCACGGCAGGCUUGCUCGGGGGCUACCGGACGCAAUGGUGGCCAUCUCAAGCCCGAUGUCUACAGCCGAGUCGGCAACCUGGCCAAUGAGUACGGAGUCGAGGCGGCGGCCGAAGUAGCCGCAUUCGAGAUGGAACAUGUCUCUGCAGUGCAAGCUUUGGUAGAGAAGGAGAAGAUCGAUUGCGAUAUGGAGGUUAACCGUGUCUGCGAUGUGCACUUUGACCCAGCCCAGCUUGCAAAGGUCAAAGCGAGCUAUGAUUCUCUCGUCGCGAAGGGGGUGAAGACUGUCGAAGAUGUGAAAUUCACCGGGCUGGAGGCUGCUGAAGCUGUAUCGGGCGUUAAAGGAGCUCAGGGGUGCUUCAGCCAACGCACCGGGCGCCUCUGGCCGUACAAGCUUAUCAUGCACCUUCUGAAGCUCGCCAUUGCCGCCGGGGUGAAUCUGCAGACAAACACCCCGGUGCGGCAGAUCUCCGAUGACCCGGAUGCUGAGGGACGAUGGAUCCUCACCACUGACCGUGGCUCGAUUCGCACCAAGACAGUCAUCUUCGCCACCAAUGCAUACACCGCUGCUCUCGCACCGCAGUACAGGGACAAGAUCGUCCCCGUGCGGGGAUUCUGCAGUCGGAUCGUGGUUCCGAACCCGCCUGCUGUGGCCAUGGACCGCUCGUAUACUCUGCGCUUCAACGCCUGGGACUACGACUACUUGAUCCCUCGUCCCGACGGUAGUAUCAUCGUGGGCGGUGCGAAGUCCACCUUCUACAAACAGGACAUCCCCAGUUGGUACCACAACACUGACGAUGGCCGGGUGGUGGACGGUGCGACGCGGUACUUUGACAACUAUAUGCAGCGCAGUUUCCACGGCUGGGAGAGUACGGGGGCAUAUACGGACCGUGUGUGGUCAGGAGUGAUGGGUUAUAGCAGUGAUGCUCUACCGCAUGUUGGACAUGUGCCAGGUAAACCCGGUCAGCUCGUAAUCGCUGGUUAUAGUGGUCAUGGCAUGCCGCAGAUUUUCUUGUCUGCGCGGGGCAUCGCACGGAUGGUUGUGGAUGGGGCAGCUUAUGAGGAAAGUGGAGUUCCACGGCUGUUCAAGACAACCCCAGAACGGUUGGCGAGUGGUCGGAAUGAUAUCCUGGCGUAUGUCAAGAGCCCGGAUCGCUUCGCCGACAAAUAUGUCGAAUAUGACUUUGUCGUACUCUUCAUUGAUCUUGUCCUGAUCAAACCACAGGUAUAUCGCCAUCUGCUCUUCAAUCGAUUGGGAGGCUAUGACAACCAAUUCGAUCGCUCCAUCAUCCGUCUCGGGAUCCUCCUACUCCUGUUCGAUGUCUACCUCACCUGGGCUCGCAUUGAGAAAUCGCCCUCCAUUGUCGAUACCUUCCUUUGGCGCGCCCCCGUCAUCGUCCAAUACCUCUUCUUCCUCAGUCUGAACGCGCUUGCGACGCUUGCUCAUCAUCUCACCAUCCGUCUCCUUGCCUCGAUCCUCGCCCCAACGCCCCGGGGUCACGUCGCGAAGAGCAAUACAACAAACAACACCGAGACAGAGGCCUCUCAUCCUUCCACCCCGGUGCUACCGUCCUUCCCAGCCUCCCAUCUCUCACCGACUGCCACACUCACCCCUGCAACGAUCCUCAGCCCACCUAAGCUCAUCCCGCAGGGCUCAUCUUCGUCUCUCCAAGAUGCGGCAACAACAGCAUCCACUGGCGCCAUCACGACAGGCAGCGAAUCCCAAACCCAAACCCCAACCGCCCACUCCCCCCCUCCGCCGCCGCUCCGCCGCUCCUCCACCGCCCCCGCCCAAAACAUGGCCAUGAACAUCCCCAUGGGAAUGAAUAUCAAGCCGUUGCCCCCACCCUCCCCUGCAAGCCCCACCGCCAUCAGCACCGCGCUUCUCGUCAGCAGCUGCGCGAAGCUAUUUCCCAUCCUCCUCGUCAUCUGGGGCCCGGACGGCAGCGGCAACGCUUUCACCACCACCACUACCACCGCUUCGCACUCUGCCAUCGAUCAAAUCGGCAGUAGUGCCAGUACUGGCUCACCCACAGCCCUCGACAGCAUCCUCACGCCUGUCGCAGCAAUCACCGCCGCCAUAACAACAGCCACACAAACCUCCUCCACAUCAUCGUCAUCAUCAUCGUCACUUUCCUCCUCCCUCCUGGACAGUGUCAUGCGCGCACUGCCAGAGUCUGUUCCCACCGGCUAUCUCGCCGAGUUCGUCGAGUUAAUGGGCUCGCUGCUGUCCCUGGGCGCGGCGGAUUCGCAUCUUGUGCUACUGAGUAACAUCGAGGCACUGUAUAUCCUGCUGGGAUGCGGGUAUCUGCGGGCCGUGGCGUUGGCGGUGACGGGGUUGGUGGCGCGGUGGUCAGUCCAGAGGGUGAUCUUGGGGUUGGUCGGAGUUAGUUAAACUAAGCUUAAC